Coregonus sp. 'balchen' is the source of this 13377-nucleotide messenger RNA. The record is from the annotation of a GenBank genome assembly. Lineage: Eukaryota; Metazoa; Chordata; Actinopteri; Salmoniformes; Salmonidae.
CAAUGGCCAAUACAUAGCAUCAGUCAUCCAGGGUUUAUAUACAUCAUUUCUGGCAAACUAUUCAGUAUCAUUCGAUAGCAGUAGACCAAAAUGGCCAUCAUCAAUAACUUGGCCUUUCUUGCUUUAUUGGUUGUAACAUUAACAGUUGCAUUGGCUAGUGCCGAUGACCGAACGAAAACGGUGGAAUUCAACGUAAAACCCGGCGGAGAGGUCCACACGUUCUCCGAGAAAAUGGUAAACGAUAUUAGCUAGCUAGUUAUGCUAGCUAGCUGAUGCAUGAGCUAGCAACAACAUUCAGCUAGUAAAAAGUACUGCUAGUGAAGUCGUGUAUGCUGCAUUAUGUGCUCAGAACAAUUUUGGCGUCAUGGAGCUGUUGUAACUUACUAUUAGAUCAUGUUUGUGGCACAAAUAUGCAUACGAAUUGACUGUUUAGCCAAAGAGGGUUAGCCAGCAUGCUAACUUGCCGGAUAGUUCCCUGCAAGCUAUCGUGCUGUUGGAUAUUCACAUAGCUAUGGUAGCUAAUUCAAAUAACAAACAGGCAUAUGAUGGCACCACUCACAAAUGAAAUCUAAUUUAAACCAUCUAAAAAUAAUAAUAAUAACCAGAUGAUUUUUAAAAGGCUCUGGUCGUCGCAUGAUGAUGAGGCAACGACCUCUGAUAUGCUGACACGUCUCUACCAGAGUGCCACAAGGAGGACUUUCAUUGGUCUAGAAUAGAGCUAUACUUCCUCCAUGGUAAUUGUCCAGAGUCAAUAGCUGUGUUCGAAUACUAACCGUACUAUUUGUGACGUAAAUUUAGUAUGUAGUAUGCUUAUUGGUCAUAGUAUUGAUAUACACUGCUCAAAAAAAUAAAGGGAACACUAAAAUAACACAUCCUAGAUCUGAAUGAAUGAAAUAAUCUUCUUAAAUACUUUUUUCUUUACAUAGUUGAAUGUGCUGACAACAAAAUCACAAAAAAAUUAUCAAUGGAAAUCAAAUGUAUCAACCCAUGGAGGUCUGGAUUUGGAGUCACCCUCAAAAUUAAAGUGGAAAACCACACUACAGGCUGAUCCAACUUUGAUGUAAUGUCCUUAAAACAAGUCAAAAUGAGGCUCAGUAGUGUGUGUGGCCUCCACGUGCCUGUAUGACCUCCCUACAACGCCUGGGCAUGCUCCUGAUGAGGUGGCGGAUGGUCUCCUGAGUGAUCUCCUCCCAGACCUGGACUAAAGCAUCCGCCAACUCCUGGACAGUCUGUGGUGCAAUGUGGCGUUGGUGGAUGGAGCGAGACAUGAUGUCCCAGAUGUGCUCAAUUGGAUUCAGGUCUGGGGAACGGGCGGGCCAGUCCAUAGCAUCAAUGCCUUCCUCUUGUAGGAACUGCUGACACACUCCAGCCACAUGAGGUCUAGCAUUGUCUUGCAUUAGGAGGAACCCAGGGCCAACCGCACCAGCAUAUGGUCUCACAAGGGGUCUGAGGAUCUCAUCUCGGUACCUAAUGGCAGUCAGGCUACCUCUGGCAAGCACAUGGAGGGCUGUGCGGCCCCCCAAAUAAAUGCCAACCCACACCAUGACUGACCCACCGUCAAACCGGUCAUGCUGGAGGAUGUUGCAGGCAGCAGAACGUUCUCCACGGUGUCUCCAGACUCUGUCACGUCUGUCACGUGCUCAGUGUGAACCUGCUUUCAUCUGUGAAGAGCGAAAACGUCUUGGUGUUCUCUGGCAAAUGCCAAACGUCCUGCACGGUGUUGGGCUGUAAGCACAACCCCCACCUGUGGACGUCGGGCCCUCAUACCACCCUCAUGGAGUCUGUUUCUGACCGUUUGAGCAGACACAUGCACAUUUGUGGCCUGCUGGAGGUCAUUUUGCAGGGCUCUGGCAGUGCUCCUCCUGCUCCUCCUUGCACAAAGGUAGAGGUAGCAGUCCUGCUGCUGGGUUGUUGCCCUCCUACGGCCUCCUCCACGUCUCCUGAUGUACUGGCCUGUCUCCUGGUAGCGCCUCCAUGCUCUGGACACUACACUGACAGACACAGCAAACCUUCUUGCCACAGCUCGCAUUGAUGUGCCAUCCUGGAUGAGCUGCACUACCUGAGCCACUUGUGUGAAAGCACCGCCAGCAUUCAAAAGUGACCAAAACAUCAGCCAGGAAGCAUAGGAACUGAGAAGUGGUCUGUGGUCACCACCUGCAAAACCAGUCCUUUAUUGGGGGUGUCUUGCUAAUUGCCUAUAAUUUCCACCUGUUGUCUCUUCCAUUUGCACAACAGCAUGUGAAAUGUAUUGUCAAUCAGUGUUGCUUCCUAAGUGGACAGUUUGAUUUCACAGAAGUGUGAUUGACUUGGAGUUACAUUGUGUUGUUUAAGUGUUCCCUUUAUUUUUUUGAGCAGUGUAGUUCAUAUGCCAAAACUUCCCGGGUGUUGUACUACAUUCGCCAAAAUACGAAGUAUACAAGCAGUGGACACUAUUUACGUGCUUUUGGUCCCAUAAUGCAAUUCUUCCGAAAACGGGCGUGGCUUCACAACAGCUUCAGAUUUCAAGAAAGUGGUGGAAAAUAUGCAGCCGAAGUCCGACGAGAGCGGAUACAAAUUCAUUACUUUAACUAAUUAUGACAAAUGUUGAGCUAUGUAAUAAAGUAAUGCCUUUUCAAAUAAGUUACACGUUAUGUUGUCUGACAAUUUGUUAGCUUUGCUAGCCUUACGAACCGCAUAGCAUAUCAUUACAGCAGUUGCUUGUAUGUACCGGUAUAUGUUAUCUAGCUACCGUCCUAACGUUAGUUGGCUACUAAUACAUCGAACUUGCCAGUAUAUUAACUAUAUGCUAUCUAACUAACUACCCAACGUUUAUUGACUUGAUUAUACACGUCAUUCUUAGUUUAGCUAAGUGGUUUAGACGUUGUGCGUUCUCAAUGGACAUUGUUAAUGAAGUCGUAAAAUGUCUAACAAGCUGGCAAGAAGUUGCAUAGCAACAGCAUCAACUUCCAGUAGACAGGCGACGCGCUAGUACACUCAACUGAAAGGAUACUGAUCGUUUACAGUAUACUAAAAAAUGAACUAAUAGUAUAUAGUAUAUACUCAUUAAGUGUUCUUAGAUACAGCCCUUAGCCGUGGUAUAUUGGCCAUAUACCACAAACCCCCGAGGUGCCUUAUUGCUAUUAUAAACUGGUUACCAAUGUAAUUAGAACAGUGUAAAAAUAAAUGUUUUGUCAUACCGGUGGUAUACCAAGGCUGUCAGCCAAUUAACAUUCAAGGCUCGAACCACCCAGUUUAUAAUACCUAAUUUUAAACCGGGUAGUUUGGCUCCUGGAUGCUGAUUGGCUGAAAGCCGUGUUAUAUGAUGCCGCGUUCAAAACAACUGGGAACUCAGAAAUCUCAGACUUCCGACUUCAGUGCGUUAGACAACUGGGAACUUGGGAAAAAAAAAAAACGAGCUCCGACUGGGAAAAAUAGUUUUGAAUGGUCAUCCAACUUGGAAUUCCAUGUCGUAAACUCGGGCAUCUUUCUAGAGCUCAGACUUUCCGACCUGAAGAUGACUGACGUCAUGAUAUGACCUAGUUUUUUCUCAAGUUCCCAGUUGUCUUGAAGCACCAUGAGACAGUAUACCACAGGUAUGAUGCAAAACGACUUGUUUACUGUUCUAAUUACGUUGGUAACCUCUUUAUAAUAUCAAUAGCGCACCUCAGGGGUUUGUGGUAUAUGGCCAAUAUACCAUGGCUAAGGGCUGUAUCCAGGCACUCUGUGUUGCGUUGUGCUAAGAACAGCCCUUAGCUGUGGUAUAUUGGCCAUAUAACACAGCCCCUCGGGCCUUAUUGCAUAAUUAUAAACUGAAUGGUUCGAGCCCUGAAUGCUGACAGCCGUGGUAUAUCAGACCGUAUACCAGGUGUAUGACAAAACAUGUAUGUUUACUGUUCUAAUUACGUUGGUAACCAGUUUAUAAUAGCAAUAAGGCACCUCGGGGGUUUGUGAUAUAUGGCCGAUAUACCACGGCUAAGGGCUGUAUCCAGGCACUCCGCGUUGCGUCGUGCUUAAGAACAGCCCUUAGCCGUGGUAUAUUGGCCAUAUACCACACCUCCUCGGGCGUUAUUGCUGAAAUAUACAAUAGUAGCCUAUGCAUUUUUGAAAAUCAAGUGCCCCUAUUUAUUACAAAUUGCAGAUCUUUGAGAUAAUAAUGAGCAUUGUUUGACUCCCAAAGAUCCCAUUUGACUUCCAAACAAUUAGGCCUACAAAUAAUGAACACACAUUUGUCUUGUCUAUUAAUUAUGUUCAUUCCUGGCUCCAUUUAAUCACCAAGAAAAUGUAAUUAAUGUCUACAAUUCCUACUACUUUCACAGAGAGAAUAUGAAUGUUCAUUCACUUAUGCAUCACAAGGGGGAACCAACGAGGUAAGUUGUAUCCUAAUUAAAGUUGAGGUUUUUUCAACCUAAUAAAUAGGACAGUUCAUUCUAGUCUAGUGUUGAAACAUAGGCUACCUGCUGUAAACUGAUUAAUAGGUUUCUAGUGUGAAGUGUAAAACUAAAUUCUAAUGUAGAUCACCAGAAAGUACAUUUCAACCUUUGUCAGAAUACAUAAUCAAAAUCAAAAUAUUGAUAUUCUAAUAACAUAUAUUCAUGUUGUGUUGUUUUAACAGCAAUGGCUGAUGAGUGUGGGCCUGAGCGAUGACGACGGCCUGUUCUCCUGCUCAGUGUGGAGGUAAGCUGUAAAUCCGUCUGUGAGGUUACACUCUGAACAAUGGAUGUUAGGAUGCAGAGAUAUCCAUGUACACUGAAUUACUUACUCAUUCAAGUGUCGCAUGGUGGUUAUUCACCCGAGAUGUCCCAGUUCAAUCAGUUCCAGUUUGUCAUCUUGACUUUGUCUAAUAAAUAACUAAUAGCAGAAUCAACAGACUUCUGUAGUGAUUUAAUCUGUCUUCAUUUUGAUUUCUUUCUUCCUUUUUGUUGAUAGACCCCAGGGGAAGUCCUACCUGUUUUUCACACAGUUCAAGGCAGAGUUGAAAGGAGCCAAGGUUGAAUAUGCCAGCGCAUAUGUAAGUAUCCAACAUACAGAUGGGUCAUCUAAUUUGCUAUCCUAUCUGCAUUUCUACAUAAUAAUGCAUUGGAGCAGAAACUUUGCUAACAUGUUUUGUUGUAUAAAGUAGAUAACGUAUCUGUCCAAUAUCAGCAUAUCGUUGCUGUAGCAUUGACUUGUCUUCCCCUCUGGUCUCCUGGUUCAAGUGCGCUAUUGUCUGUCUCAGUGAAAAUGAGGUAAAACUGCACAUCACCAUGGAAACAUUUCUUCUGAGUUUCCGGUGUGUUCCUACACAUUUUCUGACUUCUGUCUGUCUUUAUCCUGAUUUACUGGCAAGCUAAAUCAAAGCUAAUAUAGGGUUUAUAUGGGUAGAGAUGAUCAAAGAGAUUGUUAUGGCAACACACAUAGGUACAUCCCCUAUGCAUUUAUUUGGACAGUGAGGCUAAAAGUUUUAAUUUGGCUCUAUACUCCAGCAUUUUGGAUUUGAGAUCAAAUGUAUUAUAUGAGGCGACAGUACAGAUUGUCGCCUUUUAUUUUAGGGUAUUUUCAUACAUAUCUGUUUUACCGUUUAGAGAUGAAAGCACUUUAUGUAUCUAGUCCCUCCAUUUGAAGGUAUCAUUCAUUUAGGACUAUUUUCAGCUGGCGUUAAACCAGCGCAAUUUUCAAAUGCAAGCUUGUCUGCAAUUUCGACCUGUUAAAGUCGGCGCUCUUCUGUUUUCAAACCCUAGCGCCAGGAUUGGUAAUUUACCUGAGCUCGCUUGCGUUGAGGUGGGAGAGGUGGCAAUAUCUGAGAUGUGUCCUUAAAAACGUGCGACAAAGUGCCAAUUUCAGGCAGCGCUGGUGGGGAUAUUUAAGACCAACCAAAAGCUGGUCUUAACGGUUGGUUAUGGCAUGGAUUUUGACAGCGGAAGCGCAGCCUAUCCAGCUGUGACGCACAUUGCCCAUAUGUACAUGGAACAAGAUAGAUUUUUGUGUCCAUAAACCUGAUAUUUAGAAACAUAAAAAACACAUUUGUUUUCCCAUUUAAUGUUAUUAAAAACCAUAGCCUCCCCUCCUCUCAACGAAGGCUGUUUUUUUGGGGGUCCUGCCCAAUGCAUUCACCAAGUAGUCAAUACUAUCAUAAAGGGUUUGACUCAUGAGACUGCUUUGAAAUGUAUCUUAAUCACCAAAGCUUAAUUAAAAUAUAACGUUUGGGAGUAUCCUCUUUUUACUGUAUCUAUGUAGGCAAUUGUACAUUAUUUUAGCCAGCUCCUAUUAUUCUUUUGGAUGUGCAUAAAACCCCCUCCAUGUUGGCUAUAUGACCAUCAUGGAACUACAGAUGAGAUGAUCCAUUGACACUCGUAUUUAGAAACAUUGAAGUUAUUUUCCUGUAACAAUUGCUUGUUUUUCGUUUGAUUAAAAAACAAGCCCUUAUAGGCUACCCUUACCCUACUAUAAUGAAAGCUGGUUCAACAGCAAUGCAUCUAGUAUCUUUCUUAUCCUGGCCAUGCAUUAGCCAAAUAGCCUAUCCAUAAAAGGUUUCUAAGUGGUCUACUCGUGAGGCUUUUGCCUACAUGCUUUUGCAUUAUUCAUAAUUCACAUAGGCCUAGCUGCAGUGCAAAGGCUACUCCAUUCGGCUUGUAUCCAUCCCCAGAGCGUCUGCUAAAUGACCAAUUAUUAUUAUUAUUAUUAUUUUCAAAGAGCGCCUCUUGUCCGGUUACCAAAGACGCACUCCUCCAAACUUAUUCAAAUGAUUCAGUCCUGUAAUCGCCCAGAGGUGGGACCAAGUCACUAUUAUUCGAGUCACAAACAAGUCUCAAGUCACAAGGUCAGAGUCUCAAGUCGAGUCCCAAGAAGAAAGGGAUAAAGUCCAAGUUGUACAUUCAAAGAGCAAGUCGAGUCAAGUUUUUUCAAGUCAAGUAAAAAAAAUCUAUACAUGCAAUGACUUGUUCACCUACAAAUCGAAACCUUGGGACUAUAGUUCUAUCUGAUGUUUUUGUAAAAAAUGAGUUAGUCACAUAAUAGAUCUUUAGAUGAUUCUUCAUACCAGAUAGAACUUUCUAGUUUGGAAAUUUUCACUUACAAUUUACUUUGUUGAAAAAAUCUAACUUCACAGACAAAAUGAAAAACUAGAAAGUUCUAUCUGCAUUAACCCAUUUUAACUUGGCACUAUAAGGUUCUAUCUGCAAUCCAAUCACCAGCUUGAACAAAUACAGACGGACCCAUCAGAACACAUCUUUGCCAUCUCCCACUAAGUAUGGUCUAGGCUAGUCUAGCCAGCAUAAAAAAAAACUGUCAGAAAUCUUAAAGUAAAUGAUGGCACAUCAUUGUUCAGUGAUGGCAGUAAUUUGUCUGAUGAUCAUAUAAUACAUUUCUUAAUGUAUUUGAUGUAUUCUGACUAUCUUGGUAAAAGUGUUAUUCAAUCAUUUUUAUUUUUUAUUUUUUAUUUUAGUCAUUUAGCAGACGCUCUUAUCCAGAGCGACUUACAGUUAGUGCAUACGUUUUCAUACUGGCCCCCCGUGGGAAACGAACCCACAACCCUGGCGUUGCAAGUGCCAUGCUCUACCAACUGAGCUACACGGGGCCAUUUAUGUAUUCAAAUGGCUACAGUUUUCUUAAAAACGGAACAUGUCUAAUUCAGAAGUGUCAGAUAGAACCUUCUGGUGGAACCCAGAGUGACACGCACACAGGGUCAACAAUCGCUGCGUAAAUGUAGCCUGUCAUUAGUCAUAAACGGUGAUGCAUUUUCAAAAUGCAAGAUACAGAAAUUAACUGCAUUUUAGACCUGCAUUUUGAGCUGAAUGUCAUUCAUAGCGGUCAAUAUCAACUGGCGAUAUCAUGUAACAUUGUUACUUCUCUGGAGUCCAGAGCAAGCAGGAUCAUAUGGCCUACCUGUAUGAGGCGGGGGUUGCAGGAUCAGAUGGAAAGCAUGAUCUGUAGCCUUUUUCUUCCUCACAAAUAUUGUAAUUAAUUUGCCAUAAUUAAGGAACUCUGGAGCUCUGUCAGAGUGACCAUCGGGUUCUUGGUCACCUCCCUGACCAAGGCCCUUCUCCCCAGAUUGCUCUGUUUGGCCGGGCGGCCAGCUCUAGGAAGAGUCUAGGUGGUUCCAAACUUCUUCCAUUUAAGAAUGAUGGAGGCCACUGUGUUAUUGGGGACCCUCAAUGUCUGUUGGUACCCUUCCCCAGAUCGGUGCCUCGACACAAUCCUGUCUCGGAGCUCUACGGACAAUGCCUUCGACCUCAUGGCUUGGUUUUUGCUCUGACAUGCACUGUCAACUGUGGGACCUUAUAUAGACAGGUGUGUUCCUUUCAAAUCAUGUCCAAUCAAUUGAAUUUACCACAGGUGGACUCCAAUCAAGUUGUAGAAACAUCUCAAGGAUGAUGGUGGUCCUCUGUAGCUCAACUGGUAGAGCACGGCGCUUGUAACGCCAAGGUAGUGGGUUCAAUCCCCGGGACCACCCAUACACAAAAAUGUAUGCACGCAUGACUGUAAGUCGCUUUGGAUAAAAGCGUCUGCUAAAUGGCAUAUUAUAUUAUUAUUAUUAUAUUAUGAUCAAUGGAAACAGGAUGCACCUGAGCUCAAUUUCGAGUCUCAUAGCAAAGGGUCUGAAUACUUAUAUAAAUAAGGUAUUUCUGUUUUUUAUUUUUAAUACAUUUGCAAAAAAUUCUAAAAACCUGUUUUCGCUUCGUCAUUAUGGGGUGUUGUGUGUAGAUUGAUGAGGAACAUUUUUAAUUUAAUCAAUUUUAGAAUAAGGCUGUAACGUAACAAAAUGUGGAAAAAGUGAAGGGGUCUGAAUACCUUCCGAAUGCACUGUACUAUACAAUUUACGGGAGCCUAGUAUUUGUGUUUUAUUUGAGAAGUGUCAAGGCCUAUAAUCGUUGAAGUAAAUUACAACAAUGUUGACUGCCAACACUCCAAACAUAUUGAGCAAACACUGGAUGUUUCUUUUUUUUACUAUGACUCUUUACUGUAGUCUAUGCUAUUUAAUAAACUGUAUCAAUCCACAAUGGAUUAGAAAGAGAAUAUUCCGGAGUUGAUGACAACGCAAAGACAUCAAUAACAGAAUUUGAGACAAUGGCUAGAUACCCAUAGACUUCCUUGCAGUCAUUGUGCUAACGCUAGUUAACAUUGGCACGCGAAACUACUAACUUUUCUUCAUACUGGACACAGAGACAUAAAAAUGGUAUCCACAAGUUCAUCUGACUCUGGGGAAGUAUUGUAUAUAAAGGGCCUCAUUGCCAAAAUCCCAAAGUAUCCCUUUAAGCCAUCAAAACCCAGCCAUUUCAUGGAACUCAUAAUUCCUGCAGUGAAAAUAGCUAAAAUAUUUCUGAUUUCUAUAGCCGUAGUGCCAUCGCUAAGAUUGACAUUGCAUUAGGUUUGUUAAAAUAGACCCCAUAGUGUAGGCCUAUUAAAUCAAUCAUGAUUAUCCAUAAUCAUGUUAGCAUCCACAUGAAUGUAGAAGUGUUCAGAAACAUUCUAUUCUUAAUUACAAUAAAAGUGACUCCAAAAUGACACAAUACAUUAUUUACCAUUCAUUUCUAUUGGGCACAACAACAUCUGAAACACAACCAAAACAAACUGCAAAUGCAUCUAACUACUUUGUAGAGUCACAAGCUUGAUGUAGUCAUUGUGUGCUAGGAAUAUGGGACCAAAUACUAAAUGUUUGACUGAAUGUAAUACACUAUAAGUGAAUUUGUCCAAAUACUUGACUCCUUCACAUAGGGGGGGACUAGAUGACCUACAUAAAGUGCUUUAAUUUCUAAACGGUAAAACAGAUAUGAAUGAAAAUACCCUCAAAUAAAAGGUGACAUUCUGUACUGUCAUCUCAUAUAAAACACUUGAUCUCAAAUCCAAAAUGCUGGCGUAUAGAGCCAAAUUAAAAGAUUGAAAGAAGUGAGUCUUAUUCAGUACAUUUAGUAAUUGCUAAAGUCUACCAGUUGUCCUCUGUAGCUCAGCUGGUAGAGCACGGCGCUUGUAACGCCAGGGUAGUGGGUUUGAACUCCGGGACCACCCAUACACAAACAUUUAUGCACGCAUGACUGUAAGUCGCUUUGGAUAAAAGCGUCUGCUAAAUGGCAUAUUAUUAUUAUUAUUAUUAUUAUUAUUAUUAUUAUUAUUAUUACCAACCUUGCCAUUAGGCAUCCCAGCUAAGAUAGACAAGCUAACUACUCUAACUUGAUUGAUAGCCUGAAAUUGCUUCUUGGUAGUUAGUUAUGAGGUUGGGAGAUUGGGAACCUAUCUGGGCUAGCUAAAGCAAACAUUAUAAAAUUGCUAGGUGGCUAGUAGUAUUACAGAGAAACGACAACAAAAAAUGCAACAAUCUUUUUUUUUUUUUUUUAACAGGACAAAUCUGAGGGGGCACGGGCCCCUGUGUCCCCUUAUGGGCUCUGUAGGGGAGUGUAUUUGAGAGAACUAUAUGUAUUGCAGUCAGAGAAUACAUUGUUAGCAUGUUGCAUUCAGAUCUAACAAUUUAUUAUUCUCCCAAGUAAAUGCUGCUGUGUUCAGGCAACUGUCUCAGAUUAGUCGCAUCACAUGUAAAUUGCACGCAGUGAUUCCCAAAACUGUUUGUGCUGCGACCCACCCACCAUAAGCUUUUGUUAUCUCCCUCUGAUUUACUAAGUAAACUAGACCAGUGAUUGUAGUCACGACCCAGUUUCCCACCACAACUCCACAUGAAUCAAUGGCAACUCACCAGUGGUUCCCAAAACUCCAUUCAGGGAAACACUGUUCUGAAACAUUGUUCUGAAACACUGUUCUGAGGAGUCUGACAGGGGAGGAGGCUUUGUACAUCGCAGCACACACCGCUCUCCCACAGGGCUCUCCUUGAACAGCCUCCCUCGCAAGGACAAAGCCCCAGACAGAUACUGUCACCAGAACAGCACUCUUCAACCUCUCCUCCUGCCGGCACUGUCCCCUGUGAAAAGACAGAGAGAAAAAAUAACACUCACUAAAUGUUGUGAUAAAAAUAUCCAGCGCUCCUAAAAAGCAAAGCAACUUCUCUACCUUGUCACUCCACUGUAACUCUCCUUGCCUCUGCCAUGAUGAGUUUCUCUUUUUUCCAUUCACCAACCCUUUCCCUUGUUUGUUAUUUAUUUUCUCGUCAAUCCCCUGCUCUCAUCUCUGCCCGUCAUCGUCUCUACAGUCCCAGACUGCAGCGGGAGGACAGAGGGAUGUGACUUUGAAGGAAGAUGAAUUCACUGUGGGAGAUUCUACAGGUGAGAUGACUAGUCUGCUUACUGCUGAUCUACUGCACUCCAUCUGUCUGUCACAGCAGCUCAAAACUCUUCUUUUUUUUUUUACCCAAUUGUCUGGAAUGAAGAGUUUCCUACAAAAGUGGAUGGAAUUAUACUAUGUUGUUGUUGACAUUCUGCCAUCAUUGCUACGAUUUUCCAAUAUGAAGAUUUAAUCUACAAUAUAUUAUAACAAUUUACUGAAUGUUGUUUUUGAUUGAACGUUGUACUUGUGUUAUGAUUCCCACGGGGGGCCAGUAUGAAAAGAUAAAAAGAUAGUGUAAGUCGCUCUGGAUAAGAGCGUCUGCUAAAUGACUAAAAUGUAAAUGUAAUGAUGAUGUGGUAACUAAUUUCCUCUCCCAUCGCCCUUCCAGUGACCCACAAAGAUGGGAAGUUCCGCGCUGAGCUCUCCAAACUGACCAUUAUUGGCCGGACACGACACGAUGAGCUCUGAUUGGCUGGAAAUUUGAAUGACUAUUGUCAUAUCGUCCAAUCGUGACACCCAGGCGAGCUCUCAAGACUGGCCAAUGUACCCUACUGUCCACUACAAUGGCAAAUGGACGGCAUUCAAACACAAAGGACGAUACAGUAAUGAGUUACAGCCUGUCAGCUUGGUGGUCUACAACUUUACUGUUCAAUAAGUCUAUCGUUUAUUUUUUAUAUUUUUUUUUAGGAAUAUGGCUUUACUGUAUGAGAAUGUAUAUGGGGAUGGCUGAUCUUGGUGGGUGUAGAGAGAUGUAGGGUCAGAGGAUUUAUCAUUCUUAUGCUAAGCCAGGGAAAUGUGAGUAAUCUAUUGGCUUCAUCGUGCACACGUAAACACAAUUAUGUUUUUCCAAUCUGCUGCUUCUCUCUGCAAGUAAAUGGUUAACACAGACAGAGUAGAGCAGUGAGCCCAGUUUCUCUGUGCUUUUGAUCUAGAUAGAGCAUGGAGCACCUGAUUCAACCAACCAAUCAUCAUUCAAUGCGGUUGAUUAAGUUUUACUCCCUCCUUUCUCACUCCUACCAACAGUCUUAAUGAAGCUAGGUUGAGUUUUAGAACAGAUGCUAAUUUGGCCCACCAGGAUUAGAGAUGUACUGUCUUGCAUUGAUGUAUGGGAAAGUUAGUUAGCAGCACGUACCAUAUCCAUCCAGGUUUAUCCCUGUCUGUCCAGAGGAGGACCUCUGUGUUGAUAGUGGAGUCCCCCUCCUCACCAGCGAGAGUCCCUGGGGUCCCAACAGGAAAUGCCACAAGGCGCUGACAGGCAUCGAGAGACAGACAAACAGAAAGUUACUUAUUUUUUAAAUUGUAUUUUCUACUCUGUGUUCUGAUUCACAGUGUGCAACUUAUGCUCCAAUAAAAGUCAUGUCUGGGAAUGUGAAAUGUUUGUUCUCAUGUUUUGUUUUGACAGAGCUGUGCUUGAUCAGAAAGUCCCUGCUUCGUGAUGGUUGUCAGCUUGGAUUACUUUCAGAAAAGUUCAGUGUGCUGAUGUUUUACAGUGCACACAUUUUCAGUUCAGUAGAUUCCAUAGACCUACAGUGUAACUUAAUGUUCCACAUAAGAAUGGAGCUAUUACGCAAAGUAAUUCAAAAUGCUUAAAGUUUUUGGACAUUACAAAUGUAUAUGUGUGCACAUCAGUCUUGGCAAUACAUUGUUUUCCCUUCCUACUACAAUGGCACCUUUUAUUUGCCAAUGUUUCACUUUCUGUGUUGGCCUCUCUCUAACCAAACUAUAAACACGUAAUUACUAUUGUCCAUCUGUUACUACUAGAACUGUUUACUUUGAACUUUCCUGUGUCUAUUUAACCAUCAGAAAACAUAGCCAGAGCCAACAUUGUUUAAAAUUGCAUUGUCAUGUAUUCCUAAGAUCCCUGAUUAGAACCAUGUUUCCAGUCCCAAAUGUAUCUGCUGAAGUACAUGUCAAGUCCACAAGAGGGCAUCAAAUUAAACACUUAUGAUCUACAACAUUCAAUGACAUUUUACAACAACUGUGAUACAUUUAGAUUGCUUCUGAACUACGGACACGAUGAUACGACCCAAUGAGUGAGUCAUGACUUCUCUCUCAUAAAUGCUCUCAGACAGUUUGGCCUGCAUUUCCCUGUCUCUCUUUCUUCCUCUGUAUCUCCUGACUGACAUUUACAGGGAACAGAUGGUGCUUGUGGAGGAGGAGGUUCAGGCUAGAGGCAGUGGAAAUGCAAUAGUGUCACCACCAGGGGCCCUUUGA